Molecule: messenger RNA, 2959 nt
Organism: Diceros bicornis minor
Lineage: Eukaryota; Metazoa; Chordata; Mammalia; Perissodactyla; Rhinocerotidae
Gene: RGL1
Product: ral guanine nucleotide dissociation stimulator like 1
Exons: 19
Coding region: 79-2466 (795 amino acids)
Biological process (GO): positive regulation of GTPase activity; Ras protein signal transduction
Cellular component (GO): plasma membrane
Molecular function (GO): guanyl-nucleotide exchange factor activity
Source: RefSeq, a predicted model, not a curated record
CCGAGCCCGGCCGAGACGGCGUUUGCCUCGGAGCAGGGCGCAUCAUGCCGCGUCCACGUACCGAAGAGAAAACUGAGAAUGAAAUUGCUUUGGCAAGCUAAAAUGAGCUCGAUUCAGGACUGGGGUGAAGAGGUAGAGGAAGGAGCUGUUUACCAUGUCACCCUCAAAAGAGUCCAGAUUCAGCAGGCUGCCAAUAAAGGAGCAAGAUGGCUAGGGGUUGAAGGGGACCAGCUGCCUCCAGGACAUACAGUCAGUCAGUAUGAGACCUGUAAGAUCAGGACCAUAAAAGCUGGCACCUUGGAGAAGCUUGUGGAGAACCUGCUGACGGCUUUUGGGGACAAUGACUUUACCUACAUCAGCAUCUUCCUGUCAACAUACAGAGGCUUUGCCUCCACUAAAGAAGUGCUGGAACUGCUGCUGGACAGGUAUGGAAACCUGACAAGCCCAAACUGUGAAGAAGAUGGACGCCAAAGUUCAUCUGAGUCUAAGACGGUGAUCAGAAACGCAAUCGCCUCGAUCCUGAGGGCCUGGCUUGACCAAUGUGCGGAGGACUUCCGGGAGCCCCCGCACUUCCCUUGCUUACAGAAACUGCUGGAUUAUCUCAAACGGAUGAUGCCAGGCUCGGAUCCAGAGAGAAGAGCACAAAAUCUUCUUGAGCAGUUUCACAAGCAAGAAGUGGAAACUGACAAUGGGUUUCCCAACGCCAUUUCCUUCAGCCUGGAAGAGGAAGAGGAACUGGAGGGUGGAGGGUCUGCAGAAUUCACGUGCUUCUCGGAGGAUCUCGUGGCAGAGCAGCUGACCUAUAUGGAUGCAGUGGUCAUUGAGCAUCCACAUGCGUUAUACACAGUUCAUGAUCGUGAGUGCCCAGAACAUACCAUGGAUAUGCUUUUUGAGCAACUAUUCAAGAAAGUAGUGCCUCACCACUGCCUGGGCUGCAUUUGGUCUCGAAGGGAUAAGAAGGAAAACAAACAUUUGGCUCCUACAAUCCGUGCUACCAUCUCUCAGUUUAAUACCCUCACCAAAUGUGUUGUCAGCACCAUCUUGGGGGGCAGAGAACUCAAAACUCAGCAGAGAGCCAAAAUCAUCGAGAAGUGGAUUAACAUUGCCCACGAAUGUAGAAUCCUGAAGAAUUUUUCCUCCUUGAGGGCCAUCGUUUCAGCACUCCAGUCCAAUUCCAUCUAUAGGUUAAAAAAGACAUGGGCUGCGGUCCCAAAGGACCGAAUGCUGAUGUUUGAAGAACUUUCAGAGAUCUUCUCAGACCACAAUAACCAUUUGACCAGCCGGGAACUUCUGAUGAAGGAAGGAACCUCAAAAUUUGCAAACCUGGACAGCAGUGUGAAAGAAAACCAGAAGCGGACUCAGAGGCGGCUUCAACUCCAGAAGGAUAUGGGUGUGAUGCAGGGAACUGUGCCCUACCUGGGCACCUUCCUGACUGACCUGACCAUGCUUGACACCGCGCUUCAGGACUACAUCGAGGGUGGGCUGAUAAACUUUGAGAAAAGGAGAAGGGAAUUUGAAGUGAUUGCCCAAAUAAAGCUCUUACAGUCUGCCUGCAACAGCUAUUGUAUGACCCCAGACCAGAAGUUCAUCCAGUGGUUCCAGAGGCAGCAACUCCUAACAGAAGAGGAGAGCUACGCCCUCUCAUGUGAGAUUGAAGCGGCCGCUGACGCCAGCGCCACCUCACCCAAGCCUCGGAAGAGCAUGGUGAAGAGGCUCAGCCUACUGUUUCUGGGGUCGGACAUUAUCAACAGUAGCACUCCCACCAAAGAGCAGCCCAAGUCCACUGCCAGUGGCAGCUCUGGUGAAAGCAUGGACUCCGUCAGUGUGUCAUCCUGCGAGUCAAACCACUCAGAGGCUGAGGAGGGCUCUAUCACUCCCAUGGACACACCUGAUGAGCCUCAGAAAAAGCUCUCUGAGUCUUCCUCGUCAUGUUCCUCCAUCCAUUCCAUGGACACAACUUCCUCAGGGAUGUUGUCCUUAAUCCACCCCCUCUCCUCCCCUCCGUCCUGCAACAACAACCCGAAAAUUCACAAGCGCUCCGUCUCCGUGACGUCCAUUACCUCGACAGUGCUGCCUCCCGUUUACAACCAGCAGAAUGAAGACACCUGCAUUAUCCGCAUCAGUAUAGAGGACAACAAUGGCAACAUGUACAAAAGCAUCAUGUUGACGAGCCAGGAUAAAACUCCUGCCGUGAUCCAAAGGGCAAUGCUGAAACACAACCUGGACUCGGACCCAGCUGAGGAGUACGAGCUGGUACAGGUCAUCUCGGAAGACAAAGAACUCGUGAUCCCAGACUCGGCAAAUGUCUUUUACGCCAUGAACAGCCAAGUGAACUUUGACUUCAUUUUGCGCAAAAAGAGCUCCACGGAAGAGCAAGUGAAGCUGCGGAGCCGGACCAGCCUGACGUUGCCCAGGACAGCUAAACGGGGCUGCUGGAGCCACAGGCACAGCAAAAUCACCCUCUGAAGGGAGGGGCCGGUGGCCCCUGCUUGCCAAAGGCAGAGCGGGGCUGGACAGGCCGUGGUGAUUGCAACUACCAUCCAGUGUUAGAGAAUCGUUGGCGAAGUCAGCCGGUAUUUACUGGGUACCUCUGGUGUGCCGGGCACCAUGAUAGGCGUUGUGGGGAAAUCAGACAUGAAUUUGACAUGAAAAGGAUGCACGAUCCAGUGAUUCUCUUUGACCUGUUUGAGACUGAAAUGCAAAAUUAUCCCCGUUUAUAAAUAUGUAUAUGUACACAUAUUUGGUAUGUAUGUGUAUGUAUAGAAAUAUAUGAGGGACUUAUGGGAUAUUCUGGACUAUGGAAAAACAAUUUGCACAACGGCCUAGGAAGCUGAGGUCACUUUUUACAGGGAAAUAGAAGGAACUGAGAACCUAGUCUCACACCUUCCGGGUAAAUGGAAUCAGUCCUACGAAUCCAGAGUGUCCUCCGUGCCAGUAUUACAAGAACUCGAAGCUAUUU